Molecule: messenger RNA, 240 nt
Organism: Penicillium canescens
Lineage: Eukaryota; Fungi; Ascomycota; Eurotiomycetes; Eurotiales; Aspergillaceae
Exons: 1
Coding region: 1-240 (79 amino acids)
Source: RefSeq, a predicted model, not a curated record
AUGAUUUGCAUUCAACAGUACGGCAACUGUAAUAACACGACUAGGAAGCCUUUCGCCGAAAUGAAGCCCGAGACUCAGGUCAAAGAUGUCAGUGCUAUGGCCAAGCCUGCCGGGAAGACCCAGCCUUGGAAAGUGUUCAUGAGCGAGCCUAUAGUCCGUCCAUUUCCCGUCGACGAGGCUACUGAAAACCACGUUUUACGCCUGAAGGUCGAAAAGGAUCAGCAUGGCCUCGGUGGAUAA